Messenger RNA from Stylophora pistillata, 1979 nucleotides. RefSeq names its product TBC1 domain family member 13. Gene Ontology annotation, molecular function: GTPase activator activity. Gene Ontology annotation, biological process: intracellular protein transport; activation of GTPase activity. The record is from RefSeq and is a predicted model, not a curated record. Lineage: Eukaryota; Metazoa; Cnidaria; Anthozoa; Scleractinia; Pocilloporidae.
UUCAAAAUGGCGUUCAAACAGAGGGUUUCUGAGUUCAAGUCCGCUCUCGCUGCGAAAGAGAUUGAUCUUAAGCAUCUGAGAAGACUUUGCUUUAGCGGAAUUCCUGAUGGAUCUGGAACUCGAUCAGUGUGUUGGAAGCUUCUUUUGGGAUACCUUCCUCCAGAAAAGGAUCUCUGGCCUGAGACACUUAAAAGACAGAGAUCCACUUACAAACAGUUUGUUGAAGAGAUUAUCAUUGAGCAGUGUAAAGGAACAAAGUCUGGAAAAGAUUCCAAGGAAUUUGAUGUUGAUCAUCCUUUGAAUCCAAAUCCUGACAGUCAAUGGCUUGCCUUUUUUAAAGACAAUGAAGUAUUAUUACAAAUUGACAAGGAUUGCAGGAGACUGUGUCCAGAUAUUUCCUUUUUUCAAAUAGCAACAAAGUAUCCAAACAAGAAAGUCACAACUGGAGAAGACAGAGAUUUUGAAACCCUGAGGGAGCGUGUGUUGCGGACCCAUCUGGAGGCAUCUCAUGUUAACACCAACAGGAGUGGACUCAAAAAUUUUUCUGCACCAAGGAAAAUAGCCCCAGAGGAGUAUUUUGUUCUUGGAGAUGGAGAGGAAGCACAUUGGGAGGUUGUUGAGAGAAUAUUAUAUGUUUAUGCAAAACUUAAUCCUGGGUUAGGUUAUGUUCAGGGUAUGAAUGAAAUAAUUGGGCCACUGUACUAUGUUUUCUGCUCUGAUCCAAACCCAGAAUGGCAAGAAAAUGUGGAAGCAGAUGCAUUCUUCUGCUUUACAAAUCUGAUGUCAGAGAUUCGAGAUAACUUCAUCAAGACACUGGAUGAUUCAGCUUGUGGUAUUGGAAACAUGAUGAAAAGUGUUCGAAACAUGUUGAAAGAGAGGGACAUCAUGUUGUACAGAUACCUGGAAGAGCAGCAGAUGAGGCCACAGUUCUACAGUUUUAGAUGGUUAACAUUGCUAUUAUCUCAGGAAUUUGCCCUGCCAGAUGUCAUCAGGGUGUGGGAUUCUUUGUUUGCUGAUGAGAAACGUUUUGAUUUCCUGAUUUAUGUUUGCUGUGCAAUGCACAUGGUGAUAAGGGAUCAACUGCUGGCUGGCGAUUUUGCUACAACAAUGAAACUUCUGCAGAACUAUCCAGAUAUUGACAUCCACACAAUACUCUCCAAAGCAAUAGAUCUCAAGCGUCCAAGAGUGGCUGCACCCAAUCAAACACACCAAAAACAGAAAGGUGGACUUCAGUUUAAGAAGAGAUGACCACUGUUUCUUCAGAAUAUGUCGGUCAGAUAUUGGAAGAAAUAUGCCUUUAAUAUUAAUGUAAGGUUUGAAAGACCUUGAAAUAGUCAAUCAAUGUUUUUUUGAAGGGUUUCCUACAGUUUUCAAAUCAGUGGAAGAAAUAACCUUGUUGGCACUUAUUUUCGCGGAUGUUUAAUUUCGCGUUUUCCGCAAUUGACAGAAACACGCGAAAUCAAGGACCUGCGAAUAAAAAUCACUGCGAAAUUUGAUCUCCUAUCGUAUAUUCAAAUCACAGAAAAAAAUGAUCAACAUGCAAUCAUAAAAUCAUACACAGGAUAUGUAUCGACAAAUACACAAAUUAUUAAUUGGUCUAAUUGGUUCUAUUUUGUCUCUUCUGUGGUGAAAUGACGUUAAUUUGCAAGGAUUUCGCAUAUUAAGUAGAAAAUCUAGCUAUCGUUUUGAAAAAUGAAAAUUUAAUGUCCUUUUUUUCCUAUUUGCCAACUGAAAUUGCCAAAAUCGCAAAAUUAAGUAGCAGUAAAGUACGUGGUAUGUAAAAUCAAUCAGAGAAUAUUGUUGUGAAGAUGUCUUUUAUGCAGCCAUAACUUGGGAAGGGUAAAGGGUGGGAAGGCAAGCUGGUUUGAUUUUUAGACUUCUGCUAUGAUAACCUACUAACACCUUUUUAACCCUUUAACUCCCACGAUCUGAUUGUGAAUUCUCCCCUCUAGCCGUUACACAUUUCCUUGAAAAUUAGU